CGCUAGCGCGCACAGGAAACGGUGGUACAACCAUAUGAACAGACGGUGUAUUUGCCCUUCUCUGUAAGGAAAAUAAACAGGGAUUUGUCUGUAUCGUAAAAUAAAUAUGUCGACAACGACGGGUGGCGGAGAGUUUGGGAACCCCCUGCGGAAAUUCAAGCUCGUGUUCUUAGGCGAGCAAAGCGUGGGGAAGACCUCACUCAUCACAAGGUUCAUGUAUGACAGCUUUGACAAUACUUAUCAGGCAACAAUCGGAAUUGACUUUCUAUCAAAAACAAUGUACCUGGAAGAUCGCACGGUUCGGCUCCAGCUGUGGGACACUGCAGGGCAGGAGCGCUUCCGCAGCCUCAUCCCCAGCUACAUACGCGACUCCACCAUUGCAGUGGUGGUCUAUGACAUCACCAAUUUAAAUUCAUUCCAGCAGACCUCAAAGUGGAUUGAUGAUGUCAGAACAGAGAGGGGGAGUGAUGUCAUCAUCAUGUUAGUUGGCAACAAAACAGACUUGGCUGAUAAAAGACAGAUCACCACGGAGGAGGGCGAGCAGAGAGCUAAGGAACUGAAUGUCAUGUUCAUUGAGACCAGCGCAAAGACUGGCUACAAUGUCAAACAGCUGUUCCGUCGUGUUGCUGCAGCCUUGCCUGGGAUGGACAGUACACCAGAAAAGAGCAAAGAGGACAUGAUCGACAUCAAACUGGAGAAGCCCCCAGAGCUGCCAGUGACCGAGAGCAGCUGCUCCUGCUAGUGCCCAGCUCACAGCCCCACCAGUCCUGCCUCCUCCCCACCAACAGCUUGUCUCUCAGUGGCCACUCGCUCCACUCGUGGCUCUGCGCCAUUAGCUGGAGAAACCUUUUUUUUUCCCCUCCCACUCCCUUGACUCAGUGAUUUUUCGGAGUAUCCGUGUGGAUGUGCUAUUACUCUGUAUUUAAAGAAAAAAAAGAAAAGGGUUAUCAUAAGAAAAUAUUAGUAAUUGAUUUUAAAAAAAGAGAAAAAAAAAAUUAACACAGCGUAGGUGAAAUGCUAAAGUUUUCCGAUUUUUCAUCUAUUCCAACUGCAUGGCGUUAUAUAGGAUUGCAGACUGACGUUGCUCACUGCUCUUAAGUUCUUGCACUUUUUUUUGGAGCAUUGGUGGUGUCACACUCGUUGUUGUUCAGUCAUUUUCUUUUCCAGUUAUUUCAGUGACUUGAGGGGUAGGGGAAGGUUCCGUGUUGAUGCCUUGCUUUUAAUUUCAGUGGAUUGUUACCGUAAGGGAGAGCAAGAAAAGGCUAGUCGAUGCUGAGAGAUUGCAGACAACUGUUACUGAUCCCCAUAUUUGUUGGCCAGUUGCUCAUGCGAAAAUAAGAACAGUGCAAUGGACAAGGUUUUUUUUUUUUUUUUUUCCAGAGAUCUCUUUAUCAGUAACUUAUAAGUGCGGUCAUCAACACACCCUGCAGUUCAGUUCAGAUAUGGUUUAAGGGACCAGAGAUUAGUCAAGACUUGAAAUCCAGGACCGUCAUGAAUAGCCAAAGAACAUAAUACAUAUGGUCAAACCUCAGCAAGAAAGCCAGUCCCAUUUAUCAAUGAUGUGUUGAGGAUUGAGCUAGGUAGAAUGUACAACAUGGUUUGAUGAAAGAAAGCAUUCAUCGGCAUUUUAUCAGAAAAGGGACAGGUACUCAGAAUACAAUUCUGUAUCUCUAGCUUAGAACUAUCCUCCUCGCUUUUCUGUCUCUUAUUAACCACAUGGUCUGAAAACAAAAUGGUGGACUCUACAGAGGAUGUCCACUACCCCCCCCCCCCCAAAAAAUAAAAUAAAAAAACAAAUGUAACUGUGAAGCUCCCAUUUCACCAGUGGGUCCUUGAAGCAAGUUGUAACUAAUCAGGUCUGUCUAAAUGUCAUACGGACAGACAGAUGGCAGCAUUGUAGUGGGCCUUUCAGGUGUCAGUGUUUUCGGCACCCACUGACUGCCAGUUAUUAGUGUUUCAUUUGUACUAUUUGUUUUUUGUACACUGUUGUAGGAACAGCAUGCAAGAUCUGGAGGUGGAUGACGGUAUAAAUGCCUUGCUACUUUUUUUUUUUUUAACAAUAAUUGUUACACUAAAUCAAGUCAUGGUGAUGAAUUGGUGUUUUAAGGGCCUGUUGACUUGCUUGGAUUUGAGGGUGUUGUUUUUGCUAAGCAGAUAUUCAGAGUUCUUUAUAUGCAGCAGAUGCUUCAGUGUAAAAAGAAAAAAACAAGCAAAAAAGCACAGAGUAGUUUGACAUUUGUUGCUUUUGCUUGUAUAAGACUGUUUGGUUUUAAAUGUCUUAAUUUAUUUAUUUUUAUUUCACUAGCAACAGAUAAUACAUUGUACGCUUGACCAAAAUGACAGUUUGGUGGCACGUUGGAAAAGAACAGUUUAUUUAUUCUUUGCAUAUCUGCUUGGAUACUGUAUCUGGAGGGAAAGGCUCUGAUUAUAUUGUCAUUUACUUGUCACUAUGGUCACACAGAUUAGGGAAGUGUCUCUAAAGUUAUGGUAGCCACUGUCACAUUUACGAACAUUAAUCUGAAUUCAAAGCAUCACCUAAAACCCUACUGCACCACAACACACUUUCACACACAAAAUUGCACACACCUCUGAUUAUAACCACUGCUGUCAUGUACAUCUGAGCAACCUGAAUACUCAUUGUUAUCCUCUAUAGCUGGUUUGAAAAUGUUAACAUUUGAUGACUUAAAUGUAAAAUAUUCAAUUACAUCGAACAAGUCUCUCAAUACUUGUCACUGACUGAUGACUCAGCUGUGUGCUAAUCUGAACUGUGUAUUUGAAAUAUGCUGUCUACUAGUGUUUAGCAAAGUUUGUGUGAAUAAUGUACUAUUAUUCUCUGCUGUAAAAAAGUAAAGUUAAAGAAACACCGAAGUGUAUCACACGAAAUAAAGAUAUUUCACCAAAAGUUAA
Alosa sapidissima (American shad) is the source of this 2907-nucleotide messenger RNA. It is a transcript of the gene rab41, whose product is annotated as RAB41, member RAS oncogene family. NCBI's taxonomy places the organism in Eukaryota, Metazoa, Chordata, Actinopteri, Clupeiformes, Clupeidae. The coding region runs from base 107 to 742 and encodes 211 amino acids. Gene Ontology annotation, molecular function: GTPase activity; GTP binding. The transcript is spliced from 8 exons. The record is from RefSeq and is a predicted model, not a curated record.